AUGUCGACACCGCCAAACGACAACCCCAUGCAGGUCGAGACGGGCCUCGCGCCCACCCAGCUCGCCGCGCCCGCCGACCCGGCUCGCGAGGGCCUCAACGUCACGACGGGCGAGUCGACUCGCUCGACCUCCGCCGACCCGCUCCUCGCCGACAAGCCCGUCCUGAGCGACACGCACGAGGUCAUCGGCCGCAGCACCGGUCCCGAGGCGCACAAGUUCACGGCGCCCAAGGAGGACGACUCAAGCAUCGCCAAGCUCACGACCGGCCUCGGAGGGAUGGCCAUCACGGCGCCGCUCGCCGGCCUCGAGAAGCUGUCGCCUACGCUCGCCCACGGCGUCCAGGCCGUCGGCUCGUCGCUCGUCGACAUGGCGCACUCGCUCACCGGCACCGGGCCCCAGUACACGUCGGCCGAGCCCAUCAUCGACACGUCCGGUCUUCCCGACGCCAACCAGGUCGCAAGCACCCUGUCGAGCACGGCGCACAAGGUCCAGGAGACGGUCCAACCCGUCGUCAGCCAGGCGUACGAGUCGGCCAAGCCCGUCGUCGCCAACGCGGCGCAGCAGGUCCACGAGACGGUCAAGCCGGCGGCGACGAGCGCUGCGCAGUCGAUUCAGCAGUCGAUCGGUGGCCAGGCGCCUGCCGCCGCGACUCAGCUCGCCCAGCAGCCCUCGUCGCGCGAGACCGGCGUCGACCUCAGCAUGGAGCCGGCGGGCGCGCGCAAGCAGGUCCACCCGGUCGGCGCCGGCGGCAACACGUCGCUCUCGACCUCGACCGACACCGCCAUGACCUCGUCCUCGACUACGUCGACCUCGACCGGCGCGCCCGCUCACGGCUACGUCGAGACCGCCAUAGACGCCGUGCGCGGCGCCGGCAACUACCUGUCGCACCUCCUUCCCGGCCCCGAGAAGCAGCAGCAGAUGUCCGAGACGGCCGCUCAGGGCCUUGAGCGCGCGCCCGAGGUCGCGUCCAGCGCCGCCCAGUCGACGGCCUCCGGCCUCGCCUCGGCGGCGCAGACGACGGCCGCCGUCGCCGGUCCGGCCGCCAGCUCGGCCGCCUCGAUGGGCGCGACUGCGGCGCACAGCGUCGCCGGCGCGGCCACGUACGUCGCUGGCUCGGUCUCGUCGGCGGCGUCGACCGCGACCCACGCCUUUGCCGACUCGGCCCAGCAGGCCGCCGCCGCCGCCCACCUCCCGGGCUGGAACGCUCCGGCGCCGACCUCGUCGGGUAUCGACUCGUCCUCGUCCACCGCCGCUCCCGCCUCGGCCGGUCGCGGCUUCUCUUCGCCGCUCGAGCCGUCCACGCCCUCGGCCGACAGCCCGUCCCUCGGCAGUGGCCCGAUGGGCGGGUCCGACCCGUCGACGACGGGCAACCAGGCCGGCCUCAUCAAGAACUACCUGCGCGACGACCAGGCGUCGUCGACGGCCACCGCCGGCAAGGACGACCCGCUCGCCCUCACGCAGGAGGCCGACCCGUCGACGCGCCACAAGGACGAGGACAAGGGCUUCGACCUGCGCCGCUCGCACGACGAGCCCGCCCUCGACAAGCAGGUCUCGACACACACCCCGAACGAGCACUUCUCGACCUCGGCGUCGUCGACGUCGGGCCUUCCCGUCUUCUCGCCCGAGCGCGCCUCGCGUGCUCACUCGGACACGGACGUCGACCGCCCGACCCACCCGGGCACGUCGUCGGUCCCGUCGAGCCAGGCCGUCGGGACCGCGACAAUCCUGAGCCACGAGACGAUCGGCGGGCCCGCGAGCUACGGCACGCACGGCACGUCGUCGUCGUCGUCGGGCUUCGCGCAGUCGUCGUCGCUGCCGUCGCAGGAGGGCGUCGGCGCCGGCUUCGAGCGCUUCGCUCCGACCGCGCAGCAGUCGGCGGGCGGCAAGGACGAGCGCCUCGAGGGCAAGACGGCGGCGUUCAUGCCGCACAAGAGCGCGAGCUCGGCGUCGGGUACCGACUACGCCCCGACUCGCGACGACAUGCACACGCCGUCGCACGUCGACGACUCGCACUGGAGCGGCGAGCCGGUCAUGUCGGGCGCGGGCUCGCCGCGCACCUACUCGGCCGCGCACCCCGAGUCGGGCCUCGAGUCGAGCCGUGACGCCGCCUCGUCGUUCCCUACUUCGUCCUCGACGACGCAGGCCGAGCAGCACCCGACCUUCACCAAGGCUGAGGCCGAGCACCCGCCGUCGGGCGGCUCGCACGCCGGCGAGGCGUUCUCGUCGUUCGGCCCCGGUCAGCCUCCUGCCACGGGCCCGUCGGCGUACGGCGGCGGCAUCCUCUCGACCGGCGCUCCCUCGUCGACCUCUUCGCAGCACCUGUCGUCGGCGCCCGCGCCGCACCGUGGCUCGUCCGACCCGUUCCACCCGGACCAGUCGUCGUCGGCGUCGUCCAAGAUCGAGUCGACCGCCGCCAAGCUCGGCUCGGCCUCCACCUCGUCCACUUCUCGCGAGCACCACCACGGACAACACGAGCACUCGACCCUGUCGCCGUCGUCGUCGUCGGGCCAGCGCCAGCACGCCGAGUCGGCGGCUUCCUCGUCGGUCUCGCAAGGUGAGGGCGUCGGCGGGCUCAAGUACACGGACCCGAUCUCGAACACGACGACGCCUGCUUCGCCCCAGACGGCCAUGCCCAAGCCUGAGUCGAACCCGCACUCGGCGUCGCCUUCGUCGUCGUCGGCUCAGCAGCAGCAGGCCCAGUCCGGCUCGUCGGCCUCGACCAACGCCGCCGGCCGUGGUGCGCCCCUCGCCGGCUCGACCAGCAAGACGAGCGAGUCGUCGGCGGCCGGCCACAGCACGCCCGCCUGGGUCAACAAGGCCUCGGCCGAGCGCAAGGCCGACUACCCGACGCACGAGUCGGCCGCCGCCGCCGCGCCCUCGUCGCCGUCGAACACCUCGAGCACGACGGGAUCGUCGGCUCAGCAGUCGCACGAUGCGCACAAGCCGAGCCUCAAGGAGCGCGUCAAGGACGUCUUCCACCACUCGUCGCACUGAGCUCUCGCCAGAGGCUCCUCUCUCCCUUCCCUUCCCCUCGCUUGUCUACGCCCUCGUCACGACUCGUUCCGCUCCCGUCCCUCCUUCCUUCUCGACCUCUCUCCUUUUGUACAGCUCCCCUCCCCCUCUCCCCUCGCCUGCGCUCGAUCAGAGCCCGCCUGCCUGCAACGUCCUUCGUCAGUACCUCC
Molecule: messenger RNA, 3182 nt
Organism: Rhodotorula graminis WP1
Lineage: Eukaryota; Fungi; Basidiomycota; Microbotryomycetes; Sporidiobolales; Sporidiobolaceae
Exons: 8
Coding region: 1-2994 (997 amino acids)
Source: RefSeq, a predicted model, not a curated record